Messenger RNA from Actinia tenebrosa (Australian red waratah sea anemone), 5751 nucleotides. RefSeq lists its product as uncharacterized. Gene Ontology annotation, molecular function: ATP binding; RNA nuclease activity; protein kinase activity. Gene Ontology annotation, biological process: protein phosphorylation; mRNA processing. The record is from RefSeq and is a predicted model, not a curated record. Lineage: Eukaryota; Metazoa; Cnidaria; Anthozoa; Actiniaria; Actiniidae.
CAAGCCCUGGAGUUCUCUGGUUUCCUCUCUCCGUAAAAAUCAACAUUAAAAUAGGUAUAAGAUUUUAAAGAAUGCCACAGCCAGGCCAAGAAAUUGAAAAAGAAUCACUCCCAUCUUCCUCUGAUGGACAGCUGUUCUAACAAGUAAAAACACCGUUUGUUGAAUGCCAAAACCAGAUCGAUGUUAAGCAAUAGGACUGACAGAAGUAGCCAGGAAAGGAAUUUGGCUCUUGCCAUACAACAAAGAUACAAUGAAAGUGUGAUUCUUGAAUUGAUUAAUGGUGCCUCUAAUGUCAAUAUUACUGAUGAAUAUGGAAAAACUGCUUUGUUUUAUGCCAUCCAGUCAAGCAAUUAUAGAAAUGUAGUCGGUGCAUUGAUUAACGCAGGUGCUGAUGUCAACAUUACUGAUAAGGAUGGCAAGAGUGCUUUGUUUUAUGCCAUUCAGUCAAGUAAUUAUGAAAAUGUAGUCAGUGCAUUGAUUGACGCAGGUGCUGAUGUCAACAUUACUGAUAAUGAUGGCAAGUGUGCUUUGUGUUAUGCCAUCGAGUCAAUUAAUUAUAAAAAUGCAAUUGCUGCAUUGAUAGCUGCAGGAGUUGAUGUCAACAACACUCGUUUCAGGUAUAAUAGUCAAACGCCUUUGAUUUAUGCUGUUUACCAAAGGGACAACGAAAAUGUAGCACGAGCGAUGAUUGAUGCUGGUGCUGAUGUCAACAUGAUUGAUAGUUGUGGCAAGACCGCUUUGUUCCAUGCCAUGGAGAGAAGAAUAAGCCAAAAUGUGGUAAAAGUACUUAUUGAAACUGGUGCUAAUGUCAACAUGAUUGAUAUUUAUGGAAAGACCGCUUUGUUUUAUGCUGUCCAGCAAGCAAACAAAAAACAUAUUGUUCAAGCAUUGACUGAUGCAGGUGCGGAUGUCAACAUUACCGAUAAAGAUGGUAAGACCGCGUUGUUUUAUGCCUUGGAGCAAAGAAACAGCGAAAGUUUGGUGCAAGUACUAAUUAAUGCUGGUGCUGAUGUUAACAUUAGCGAUAAAAAUGACAAUACUGCCUUACUUCAUGUAAUGAGACAAAAUCAUGAUGACUGCGAAGGUUUGGUACUUUCUUUGAUUGCUGCUGGUGCUAAUAUUAAUUUCCCAAGUAAUAACUAUAGUGCUUUGAGUUGUGCCGUACAACAACGCCGCGAAUCUUUGGUUUGCACCUUGAUUGAAGCUGGUGCAAAGGUUAACCAAACUGUGACAAACUCUUCAAUGACAGCGUUGUUUUUUGCCGUCUGUAACAACAAUGAAAUUAUGGCUCAUGCCCUAAUAGCUGCCGGUGCUGAUGUCAAUAUAACUAAAAGUGAUGGUCAAACUCCUUUGUUUUGGGCCCUCUCUCAAAGAAACGAGAGUAUGAUACAUACCUUGAUUGAUGCCGGUGCUGAAGUCGAUGUAGUUGACAAAAAGGGUAAAACCCCUUUCUGUUAUGCCUUAACUAGAGGAAACACUGACUACGAAAACACGGUUCUUGCAUUGAUUGCUCGUGGGGCGAAUGUCAACAUAAGCAAGGAUGGCAAGUCCGCUUUGCUUUGGGCAGUCGAACGACGAUAUAAAGAAAGUGUUGUCCGUGCAAUGAUUGGAGCUGGUGCCGAUGCUGAUGUUAACAAAACUGACAGUAACAACAAAACCCCUUUGUAUGAUGCCGUUCUAUACGACAGAAGCGAAGGAGUCAUCAGUGCAUUGAUUGAGGCUGGUGCUGAUGUCAACUUGACUCCGGGUGAUAAAACUGCUUUGUUUCAUGCCGUUCAACGACAUACGAAGGAAGGUGUAGUUCGUUCAUUGAUUGCCGCUGGUGCUGAUGUAAACGUUUCAUUUAGUGAUGGGAAAACUGUUUUGUUCUACGCCGUACAAAAUUAUUACAUUGAAAAUGUGGUUCAGAUGCUGAUUAAUGCUGGUGCCGACAUCAAGAUAACUGAUAUGAAUGACCAAACUAUUUUAAUUCAUGUCGUUCAAUUACUUGAUAGCGAACAAAAUAAGGGACAGAAAGCUCGUGUAUUGAUUGAUUUGGGAGCUGAAAUCAAUAAAAGGGACAAAACCGGUAAGACUGCUUUGCUCUAUGCCGCACAGUCCAAUAAUGUAAACCUAGUUCGCGUAUUGAUUAAUGCAAAUGCUGAUAUUCAUGCCACUGAUAGUGAUGGUCAAACUGCUUUGCUUUAUGCCGUCCAACAAAAUGACAACGAAAAUGUGGUUCGUGCACUGAUUGAUGCUAAAGCUGAUGUCAACUUAACUGACAAAUAUGGUUAUACUGCAUUGUUUCAUGCCGUCCAGCAAAGAAAUAACGCAGAAAACGUAGUUAAAGCAUUGAUUGCUGCAGAUGUCAAUGUUAACGCAAUUAUUAAUGAUGGCCAAACUGCUUUGCUUUAUGCUGUCCAGCAACAAAACAACGAAGGUGUAGUGCGAGCAUUGAUURAGGCUGGGGCUGAUGUCAGUAUAACUGACAAGUAUGGAAAAACUGCACUAUUUUAUGCUGUCCAAAUGACUUGGCGCGGUGAAGGUGUGGUGCGCGCACUUAUUGAAGCCAAUGAGGACAUUUUAACUGUCAAAGACAUUUAUGGCCGUACUGCAUUAUUUUACAUUAACUUGGGAUCUUCAAAGGCAGCCAUUGAGUAUCUUCUCGAAAAGGGAGGCAUCAAAUGUCUUCGCUUGAAAGACAAUUGCAAUGUCGAUAUCUUAACGUUUGCUAUCGACAACUGUAUAUCUCAAACAGGGGUGUAUUCCACGUGUGAUGCUAUAAAGGAUGGAGCUUUACGGGAAUUCACGAAACAAGGAAUUAUAAAACGCGAAAGUGUCGCUCGGGCAAUGAUAAAUAUCAUGUUUAGAAAGUAUGUUGCUGAAGUCCUUAACAGUUCAAAUAUUGAAAUAUCCUCUUACAACCUCAGGAAUUUUGAAGGAUUAUCUUGCUUAUAUAAGGAAAAUGUGGAUUACAAUGUGUGGGAGAGAACAAAGAAAAUGGAAAGUUUUUUGGCAGUGUUGAGGGAAGAUUUCCGCGGAACGUCUAAAGCUCUUGAAUUACUAGUUGAGUUGGGUGCGGAUCCAGACAGUGCAGACUCCGAUGGUAAUACUGCUCUGCACCUCACAGCUCGUUCACCAUUGAUGGGUGCUUCCAAAGAAACUGUUAUGGACUUAUGUAAGCAAUUGAAGAAGUUUGAAGUACGAUUUAAUGCUAAAAACCAUCAACACCAAACACCUUUUCUGAUUUGCAUCAGUGAAAUUACGGAAAGCAAGUUACAGUCGGCAAUGAAGACUGUAGUAAAAGUUUGUAGAUUUCUAGUAAAAAAUGGAUCCAGCAUUGAAGAAACAUCAAGAAAUGGAGAGGCUGUUUUCCAUUUUAUGAUGAAGCUCUUCCAAGGAAGUCUUAAACUAAAUGACGAAACUGAAAGACAGGAAGUACUGAAUUAUGUGAUCGAACUUCUGCAGUUGUUUGUACAUACAGAAUCUGCUAAAGUAGCUGUCAUUAAAUCUGAURUCMAUCUUAACACACCACUUCACCUYUGGGCAUCACUAGCGUURRCAUCAYCASAAGACUACACCACUCAACUUACAGAUGAUCACACUUUCCAGAGUAUUCUAAAACUCAUCUUGGAUAGUCUUUUGAAAUGUGGAGCCAGAGUGAACGCUAGAAAUCACAACGACGAAACUCCUUUGCAUUUGUGCAAAACCUGGUUUGCUAUCAAGAUGCUGAUAAAUGCUGGGGCAAAUGUAAACGAUAUGGAUUUAUCAAGACGAUCAGCUCUCCUCGUUGCAGCAAAGGAUAAGUUAUUUCUUGAAAAUCCAGAUUGUUUCUAUCCGGAUGUCUCUGAAGAACCCAAACUAUUUUGGAAGAAUGUUCUUGAAAUGGGAUUUGAUCCUCUGAUAGCUGACAAGCAAGACGAAUCUGUUUUGGGCAUUCUGGUUGCCUCAGAUAACUUUAUUCUUGCUAAAUCAUUGGUUGAUGUGGAGUGCGAGGAGAAUUACGUUCGGUCCGAAGAAGUAACCAAUUCUCUUUUGAAUGCCAUCUGUAAAGACAAGUCGACAAGAACGCACUGGAAGACAGGUCUUGUCCAAGAUAUUCUGAAGUCAGUGAAAAGGACCAUUUCUGCUGCAACAGCUCUCCAAUUUUGCUGUAAAAAUGUAAUGGAAGCCAAUAAUGUCUUAAGUAUUGAAGAACAAGACAUGGCAGUUUYCAUGGAAGUUGAAGUUGGUGAAGGCUCUAAUGAUGAUGAGCCAUCGCGCCCGAAAAAGAGAAGAGUAGUUGUAAACGAGGUAGUUGAGGAAGGUGAGGAACUCUUCAAUGAUCCAUCAUUAGUCCAUCUUGAAAUCAUAAAAAUCCUUCGCUGGUUUGGAGCAGCUGAUGAUGAAGCUUGCAAGGAAGCUGCGAUGAAGUAUCCUCCACUGAAACCCUUUUUGACCAGUAAAGUUAACAUUGACGAGAUUCCACAGCUCAUCCCAUGGACUUCAGUUUCCAAUAGGUAUGUGGAUAAGUUGGCCAAAGUUUCCAGGAGACGGGAGCAUAAGAUGAUUGACCAGUAUCACUACCACAAAGACCACGUAGGAAGUGGCUCAUUUGGCMAYAUCUUUGUKGGAAUAMAUGAYAAAGACGGCAGAGAAGUGGCCAUUAAGCGUAUUGAAAAUGUGCGCAURCAGCGACSAGAAGACAAAMGAGAAAUAGAAAGUCUCRCCGCUCUUGCUUAUUGUGARCAAGUAGUURGUURUUUGMAUUUCUUUAAAAGSGAAAACUUUUCGUACAUAGUUUUAGAAUUGAUGGAAGGAAAUCUUGAAGAGUAUCUCAGUGAUUCUACAUUUGAUGCCAGAGAAAGCCCUAAACUUUGCCAAGAUGUCGUCAAAGGCUUGAGAUUUUUGCAUAARAAUCAGUUUCUGCACAGGGAYCUCAAGSCUCAAAACAUUCUCUAUAAAACGCACCAUCAACUAUGUUUGAAAAUAGCCGACUUUGGCCUCAGCCGUCGUAUGGAUAGUACUUCUACUACCGUGUAUGGUACUAACGCAGGUACCARAUGCUGGAUUGCUCCUGAGGUAUUARAAGGUUCUAAAGAUCACUCCAUGGCUUCUGACAUGUUUUCAUGUGGACUGCUUCUCCACUUCAUCUUGUCAGUACRAAAACACCCRUUUUCRCCRGCUGAUGUUCGCAAUAAAAGUGAAWCACAARURRCUAACRAAACYGAAGCUAACAUAAUGCRUAAUAACAUGGAAGGAUGGGACAACUCUAUUUCGCCCGAAGCCAAUCACCUCAUAAAAUGGAUGCUURAAAGUGACGAAAAGGRGCGAUCGACUGCURAAGAAGCAUUGGAACAUCCGUUUUGCUAUUCAAGCAAGAAAAAGAUCGAUUUCCUUGGAGCUGUUGGAAAUCAGAAAGAAUUUGGGCUCAGUUGGAUAUCCUAUCCUAUGACUACAAACUUUGAAAAGAAGCAUCGUACCAUAGUCAAAUAUGGCUGUUGGAAUGACUCAAAGUACAAGCACAUGCCUGCUAUAUACGCCGAAAUGACAAAGACAAAGAAAUUUAGAAGUUAUUCUACAUCUUCUCCAGUGGAUCUAGUACGGUUUAUAAGAAAUACAUAUGCACAUGUUUCCGAAGACACUCGACCAACACCGAUAAGAAAAAUGUUGCUCGAAGACUUYGUGUUUUUGGAAURUUUUCCCAAUCUUGUGAUGGAAGUGUACRAGGCUGYAWCSACUCAUGGAUGGGAUCAAAGCAGAGAUGAAAUCAAGUACGYCAUGAAGAAUUGA